Molecule: messenger RNA, 1675 nt
Organism: Camellia sinensis
Lineage: Eukaryota; Viridiplantae; Streptophyta; Magnoliopsida; Ericales; Theaceae
Product: serine/threonine-protein phosphatase PP1 isozyme 2
Cellular component (GO): nucleus; cytoplasm
Molecular function (GO): protein serine/threonine phosphatase activity
Source: RefSeq, a predicted model, not a curated record
GUCUCUCUCUCUCCUUUCUCUGUCUGCUGCUGAGGAGGAAUCCCACUCUCCACACUCCCCUCUUUGCUUUUUCACUCUGGCGGUUUGGGAGAGAGACAGACACCAAUGUUUCAAGAAAAGCCAUUUUCAAACUAAAGCCAAUUCCACCACUCCCCCAGAGCUAAAGACUUGAUUUUGAAAGCUCUCUCUCCCACUGAUAUGCUAAUAUCCACAACCUCAGAACAGGGCCAAGAACAUCACCGACCCCCCUUACUUUAUUCUUUCCUUCUUGCUCAAUCUUGAGAUUGAAUUUUGUGAGUGAAAUUCUACAAAAUUAUGGAACCUUCGGUUCUUGAUGGUGUAAUCAACCGAUUGCUCGAAGUUCGGGGCCGACCAGGGAAGCAAGUGCAGCUUUCGGAGUCUCUGAUCAGACAGCUUUGUCUACAAUCCAGAGAAAUCUUCUUGCAACAGCCAAAUCUCUUAGACCUUGAGGCUCCCAUCAAGAUCUGCGGUGAUAUUCAUGGUCAAUAUUCUGAUCUUCUGAGGCUUUUUGAGUAUGGAGGGCUACCUCCUCAAUCCAAUUAUUUAUUCUUGGGGGAUUAUGUGGAUCGUGGGAAGCACAGCCUCGAAACAAUAUGCCUUCUCCUUGCAUACAAGAUAAAAUAUCCUGAAAAUUUUUUCCUUUUGAGGGGCAACCACGAAUGUGCAUCUGUAAACCGUAUAUAUGGAUUUUAUGAUGAGUGCAAGCGAAGAUUCAAUGUCAGACUAUGGAGAGUCUUCACAGAUUGUUUUAAUUGCCUACCUGUGGCAGCUCUCAUUGGUCAAAAGAUACUCUGUAUGCACGGGGGACUUUCUCCUGACCUCCAUGAUUUGGACCAAAUCAGGAAUUUACAGCGUCCGAUUGAUGUUCCAGAAACUGGUUUACUAUGUGAUCUACUCUGGUCAGAUCCGAGUAAAGAUGUUAAAGCGUGGGGGAUAAAUGAUAGGGGAGUUUCCUAUACCUUUGGCCCUGACAAGUUGGCAGAGUUUCUUCAGAAGCAUGAUCUUGACCUUGUUUGUCGUGCCCACCAGGUUGUUGAAGACGGAUAUGAGUUCUUUGCUGAUAGACAACUUGUAACUAUAUUUUCGGCUCCUAAUUACUGUGGAGAGUUUGAUAAUGCUGGUGCGAUGUUGAGUGUGGAUGAAACUUUGAUGUGUUCAUUUCAAAUAUUAAAGCCUGCCGAGAAGAAACCAAGGUUUGGCUUUGGAAGCACUACUACAGAUAAGUCAGGAACGCCUCCAACAAAGACCAAGUCAUUCCUUGGUGCAAAAGUAUGACAAAUUAGUUCGUUUGGUCGAGAUAUACGGAGAAAGAUGUCUUUUAUCAUUGCACUUGGGGCAAACAUAUUGUAAGUCAAUUCAGUACAAGGGAAGUUAAAAUAGCGGGGGGGCCUUUUCAGCAAUGUAAUCAUGUGUAUGAUUUCCUUCCUCUGAUAUAAGAGUGGAAGGCUGUAAUUUUUUCCUUGUUUUUUCCCCUUCAUGUGCAUUACUAGUUACUACUUCAAGGAAUUUGGGAUUGCUCCUCUCUUGAUGUUCUUUUUUUCUUUUCUUUUUUGUGUGUGUAUUACUGCUCUCUUGAUGUUAUAACCAGAAAUGAACAUUAUCCAAGGCGAGCUUGGAACAUACUUUGAAACUUAGUUAUCCUGCUUGAGUUUUA